AUGGGGCUCCGGGAGCUGUCCGUGGUGCUGAUCCUCGCCGGAGGACUCGUGCGCGUGAGCCUGCAAGGAGAAUACCAGCGAAAACUUUACCGAGAGCUGUUGAAGAAUUACAACCCCUUGGAAAGGCCGGUGGCGAACGAUUCUCAGCCCCUCACUGUCUCUUUCAGCCUUAGCCUCCGGCAAAUUAUGGAUGUGGAUGAAAAGAACCAAGUAUUAACCACGAACGUUUGGCUGCACAUGUAUUGGAAGGAUUAUUAUCUACAAUGGAACAUGUCUGAGUAUCCUGGAGUGAAGAAUGUUCGCUUUCCUGCGGGACAGAUAUGGAAGCCAGACAUCCUUCUGUAUAACAGUGCUGAUGAACGUUUUGAUGCUACUUUCCAAACAAAUGUUUUGGUCAACUCUUCAGGAUACUGUCAGUAUCUUCCUCCAGGGAUUUUCAAGAGUUCUUGCUCCAUCGAUGUCCGCUGGUUUCCUUUUGAUGUCCAGAACUGCAAAUUGAAGUUUGGAUCAUGGACUUAUGGAGGCUGGUCUCUGGACCUCCAGAUGGAAACAGCCGAAAUCUCCGGAUACAUUUCAAAUGGCGAGUGGGACUUAGUUGGAGUUCCAGGCAAGAGGACAGAAUCCUUCUAUGACUGUUGCAAAGAGCCCUAUCCAGAUGUGACCUUUACAAUCACAAUGCGACGGAGAACAUUGUAUUAUGGACUUAAUCUUCUCAUCCCGUGUGUCUUGAUCUCAGCACUUGCCCUUCUGGUUUUCCUGCUUCCAGCUGACUCUGGAGAGAAAAUUUCACUUGGAAUCACAGUUUUGUUAUCCCUCACCGUUUUUAUGCUCCUGGUGGCCGAAAUCAUGCCAGCAACAUCGGAUUCUGUGCCGUUAAUUGCUCAGUAUUUUGCCAGUACCAUGAUUAUUGUCGGACUUUCGGUGGUGGUAACGGUCAUUGUCCUCCAAUAUCAUCACCAUGACCCAGAAGGUGGGAAAAUGCCAAAGUGGACCAGAAUUAUCCUCCUCAACUGGUGUGCCUGGUUCCUGAGGAUGAAAAGGCCCGGAGAAGGCCGAGUGCGCCCGGCUUGCCAGCACAGACGACGCUGUAGCAUUUCAAGCAUGGAGAUCAAUACGGUCAGCGGUCAGCAAUCCAGCAAUGGGAAUAUGUUAUACAUUGGCUUUCGUGGCCUGGAAGGUGUCCAAUGCACCCCGACCACCGAUUCCGGGGUGAUCUGUGGAAGAAUGGCUUGUUCUCCCACGGAUGAGGAGAACCUCCUUCACAACGGUCACUCCUCUGAAACGGACUCGGAUCUAGCGAAGAUCCUCGAGGAGAUCCGGUACAUCGCCAACCGCUUCAGAGACCAGGAUGAGGCUCAAGCGAUUUGCAACGAGUGGAAGUUUGCCGCCUCCGUGGUGGACCGCCUCUGUUUGAUGGCCUUCUCGGUCUUCACCAUCAUCUGCACCAUCGGCAUCCUUAUGUCGGCACCCAAUUUUGUGGAGGCGGUUUCGAAAGAUUUCGCUUGACCCGCGCUUGGGGACUGCCCCUCACCCCAAAGCUGGCCAUUUCUCAAAAUCUGUUAUGUAGCAAUAAUGUAUUUCAGGGCACUUGAUUCUAUUGGAUAUAUGGAUGCAAACUUUGCUCUCUCU
Molecule: messenger RNA, 1629 nt
Organism: Ahaetulla prasina
Lineage: Eukaryota; Metazoa; Chordata; Lepidosauria; Squamata; Colubridae
Gene: CHRFAM7A
Product: CHRNA7 (exons 5-10) and FAM7A (exons A-E) fusion
Exons: 10
Coding region: 1-1506 (501 amino acids)
Biological process (GO): nervous system process; monoatomic ion transmembrane transport; signal transduction
Cellular component (GO): postsynaptic membrane; synapse; neuron projection
Molecular function (GO): transmembrane signaling receptor activity; acetylcholine-gated monoatomic cation-selective channel activity
Source: RefSeq, a predicted model, not a curated record